AUGGUGAUGAGCUGCAUCAACAUGCCAUGCGCAGACAGCAAGAACAUACUGGUAGUGGAUUCAAUGUUUGCCAUGAGCCAUUACCAGACUCUGAGCCUCAUAGGUGGAGAACUGGCCGGUAAAGGUCACAACGUAACAGUCCUCAUCGGUGAGUGUAUGCUGACACACGUCGACACGACGAAGCAUCGAGACAUUCUCCAUUUUGAAUUAUACGACUGCGGAAUAACGGCGGAGGAGCAAACCGCCAUAAAAACUAUUUUCGGAAAGUUGAGUCUCACCGGUGAGCUCUCGUCCUUCACAUGGUACGCGAAGAUGUGGCUCGGUCUCCUGCCUUACGAUCCUGAAAUCUCGGCUUUCAGGAAGUAUAUUUUUGACAACAAGGCCUCUGACAAGAGGUACGCAGAGUUAAAAGAUAUCAAAGAACGCCUGAUUGCGCUGAACUUUGACCUAGUGGUAUGUGACACUUUCACCCCGUGGUGUGCCGUUUACGCUCACGAUAUGUUGAGUCUUCCUUACGUAAACGUGGUCAGCUCGACCUUCCUGGGCACCCGGUACACCCGCUGGGCGAACAGCCCCUCGCCCCUGGGUUACGUUCCGGAGUUCAUGACGCACUACACGGACUCCAUGCCGUUCCUUCAACGGGUGAAGAACUUCCUCAUGCACUGCCUCUCACUGCUCAUAUACGAUUACAUUAGUCUGAAGAAUUUAGACGUGAUCAGAGAUACGUGGGGGAAUCGGUCGAGCUUGUCCAACCGCGAGAUCAUGGCAGGUGCCUCUCUUUACGUUGUAAAUCAGGACUUUCUGUUUGAGUACCCUCGACCCCUGCAGCCGAACAUCGUGCUCUGCGGAGGGGUGUCGACAAGAGAAGCUCAACCUCUUUCCCAGGAACUUGAAGCAUUCAUGCAGGGAUCUGGCGAUGAGGGCGUGCUUGUGUUUUCUUUCAGUACCCUCGUCAACCACAUGGACGACAAAAUGGCCGACAUGAUCGCUGGUGCCCUGGCGAGACUACCCUUUCGAGUCGCUUGGAAGUACAUGGUCGAACGGCAACCAGCUACACUUGGUAACAACACGCUCUUGUCUGAAUGGAUCCCGCAGAAUGACCUAUUGGGACACAACAAGACCAAAAUGUUCGUCUACCACGGUGGGGCGAACGGGGCCUACGAGGCAAUCUACCACGGGGUACCAGUGGUUGGCAUACCACUAUUUGCUGACCAGCUGGACAACAUGCUCCGUCUGCGCAGUCGCGGUAUGGCAGAGCAUUUCGGAGGCAUCCUGGAGGUUACGACCGAUACGCUGUACGAGAAAAUCAUGAAGGUGGCUACAAACCCAAGCUACAAGAAAAAUGCCGAACGGACCUCGGCAAUAUACAGGAGCCCGCCAUUGCGCCCUCUAGAGAGGGCAGCCUUCUGGAUCGAGCACGUGAUGACGCAUGGGCAUGAACACCUGCAGUCAAACCGUGGUAACAUGACAUGGGUUCAGUUGAAUCUGUUGGAUAUAGCUGGGACACUUAUUGCUGUCUGUUUGGUGCUAGCGUUGUCGUUGUGGUGGUGGUGCACUACGAUUUCGAAAGAACUGUCGUAA
This is a messenger RNA of Asterias rubens (European starfish), 1581 nucleotides long. RefSeq names its product UDP-glucuronosyltransferase 2C1-like. Bases 1 to 1581 code for a protein of 526 amino acids. Lineage: Eukaryota; Metazoa; Echinodermata; Asteroidea; Forcipulatida; Asteriidae. Gene Ontology annotation, molecular function: UDP-glycosyltransferase activity. The record is from RefSeq and is a predicted model, not a curated record. The transcript is spliced from 5 exons.